This is a messenger RNA of Metarhizium brunneum ARSEF 3297, 1707 nucleotides long. NCBI's taxonomy places the organism in Eukaryota, Fungi, Ascomycota, Sordariomycetes, Hypocreales, Clavicipitaceae. The record is from RefSeq and is a predicted model, not a curated record.
AUGUCCAGAGACGCAAGACACCUCGAUGCAGGGCAUGAAAACCUUGCCAUCAACAACACUCGCAUCCGCCGCUUCCUUACUCUUGUUGCCCUCAAGACUACCGCACGGUUCUUUCGUCGCCAGGGCGCUUGCGUUCCUAUUUCGAGACGCUUAAUCGUCAAGUCGGAUGCCUUUGUCGACUUGACAGAAGGAGCGACAAUGAGAUUUAUCGCCGACAACACCUCGGUCCCUAUACCCAAGGUCUGGUGCUCCUUUGUACGCAAUGGACGCGUAUACCUUGUCAUGGAGAGAAUACGAGGCGAUUGCAUCGCGAAAGGAUGGGAUGAUCGAUCCAAAGAAUCCAAGGACAAGCUCUUGGCGCAGUUGAAGCUCAUGGUGGAAGAAAUUCGCUCACUUCAGCCUCGCCCUGACGCGGGGGUCGAGAGCUGUGUUGGCGGGUCGUUAUUCGAUAGCCGGAUGCCCCGUCCAGAUCGCCGCUUCGGCCCUUUCCAAUCCAUACAAGAGUUUCACUUGUGGCUGAGGGACAACUUGCGGCCCUCGGAAGCCGAGAAGCCUGAGCAGGCGGCUGAGCAAGAUUGGAAGGAUGUCAAGGACAUGGCCGCUCGACAGGACGGGCCUUGGCCUCGGCCAGUCUUCACGCACGGUGAUUUGAACCCAUGUAAUAUAAUUGUCCGAGGGGAUAAAGUGGUUGGCAUCAUUGACUGGGAAUUUUCUGAUAUUGAGAACAGAGUGGCAGGAUCUGCUCAGCAGCUUCUUGGAGCCAUUCCCAGAGGAGUUGGAGAUGGAAAGGACUCGGCAGAGGUGGUGGGGAGAGAUCUGAGCAAGUGCGCCACCGGAGUCCUCCGAACGGAUGCAAAGCAAGCAGACACCAAUACACAAGCACCACCCCAUGUCUUGGAAAAGGGAGUGCUAUACUACUUCAUCCGUGGCCGGGUUGGUAUCGAUGAACCCAAGUCCAUCGACGACAUCGCAAGAGGAUAUCUCAUCCUUCGGCCCAUCCCCGACGACGCAAAGCUCCACGGUGCACUUCCCACGUCAGCCACAGCCAGACUUAUUGCCCUGCCAAAGAAGGCGCUACCUGCAGGCCCAAAGGACAGAUUCAUGGCGUUUGUCGAAAAAUCCCACGCGUCGUAUGACGAACUUGGCGAGAAGUUUCUAAAGGGAGGGGUUUACGAGACCAAGACGGCGGGACGGCGUCAAUCUCCCGAUGCAACGCCCGUAGGGGAAGGCGUGUAUGUUCUUACGACGACGGGGCGCGAGAGUCACCUUUCGUACAUGGCAACUCUGCCCCAGGAGCUGGGUGAGCUGCAGAUGCGCUGUGAUUCAACGACAAGGGAGGUUUCACCAUCAGUAGCAGGAAUCCGACGUACAAGGGCCCGUCGUCUGCACAGUUGCCACAGGACCCAGAGUAUCCUCAGUCGUGAGGUACUUGACAAGUUCGGGGACUUGCGCCAGGUGGGAGCGCAGCCCGAGUUUAUGAAUUAUCCCCGCGCGCAAAUUUUGCUGAUUGGACACAAGACGGGGCUUGGUGAGGAGGACAAGAAGGUUGAAGAUGGGGAGGAUCCGGUCAAGACGUUGGGUCAGCUGGAAAAGGACGACCUUGACAGGAUGCAGCAUUUAUCGCCGGAUGAGUCGGAUGCAAUCUAUGCGGAUUUGCAUAGCAGGAAGAUGGCGCACCCGGAGAUUCAAAGCGACCUUGGCGGUUAG